UAAAAGUUCAUUGGUGGAAUUUCUUUACCUCUUAAUGCUUUUGAGCCAAUCAGUUGGGUAGGGAUUGUAUACAGAAUUGUAUACAGAAGAUAGCCCUAUUUGGUAAAAGACCAAGUCCAUAUUAUGGCAAGAACAGCUCAAAUAAGCAUUCUUCUCUCUCUACCCCCCAUAUAUCACCACAUGGUCUUUCACACCUCCCAGCCCUUCUCAGCAGAGAGGAAGUGUCCCUGUGUGGAGAGAAGAGGCUGGGUAGACAGGCGAUAAGUCAUUAAAGAGUUUAGAGAGAGGAAGUGAAUGAAAACAAGUGAUCGAAUACAUUGAGAUGGAACACACCUGUUUUCUACUCUUGCUGUUCAGUACACUGGUAUACUCUGGCCUCGGUCAUGAUGGAGUCUCCCUGAGAGUCCUUCCCGACAGAUCUCAGUUCUUUGAAUACGAGUCUCUCAUUGUGAGCUGCGAGGUUCAGGGGAACUCUGCUGGAUGGACGCAGAAGAGAUACACAUCGACUGGGAAGAUUUCAGCUUGCGGAACGGACUGGGGAAAACAACAAGGUUUUUCAUGCAUCGUUUCACUAAUCCUAUCAGACAGUGGAGUGUACUGGUGUGAGUCUGGGUCUGGAGUACACAGCAACACUGUCAACAUCACAGUACACGCUGGUGCUGUGAUCCUGGAGAGCCCUGCCCUUCAUGUGACUGAGGGACGUUCUGUGACUCUGCGCUGCCGACACAGAAAGGACAAGGAAAUGAAGGUAACUCCCUCUGACCUCACAGCUGAUUUCUACAAAGAUGGAUCCCUCGUCAGGACUGAGACUACGGGAGAGAUGACCAUCCCUGCAGUAUCCAAGUCAGAUGAAGGACUCUACAAGUGUUCCACCUCUGAAGGAGAAUCCCCGGAGAGACUGAUGACUCUGACAGUCCUCUCUCCUCUUCCAGUCUCUCUGAGCGUCCGUCCCAACAGAUCUCAGUUCUUUGAAUACGAGUCUCUCAUUGUGAGCUGUGAGGUUCAGGGGAACUCUGCUGGAUGGACACUGAAGAGAUACACAUCAACUGGGAAGAUUUCAGCUUGCGGAACGGACUGGGGAAAACAACAAGGUUUUUCAUGCAUCGUUUCACUAAUCCUAUCAGACAGUGGAGUGUACUGGUGUGAGUCUGGGUCUGGAGUACACAGCAACGCUGUCAACAUCACAGUACACGCUGGUGCUGUGAUCCUGGAGAGUCCUGUCCUUCCUGUGACUGAGGGACGUUCUGUGACUCUGCGCUGCCGACACAGAAAGGACAAGGAAAUGAAGGUAACUCCCUCUGACCUCACAGCUGAUUUCUACAAAGAUGGAUCCCUCGUCAGGACUGAGACUACGGGAGAGAUGACCAUCCCUGCAGUAUCCAAGUCAGAUGAAGGACUCUACAAGUGUUCCACCUCUGAAGGAGAAUCCCCGGAGAGACUGAUGACUCUGACAGUUCCAGCUUCAAUCCCAGACCCCUCUACAGUCCCAGUGUUGUCCGUGUCUCUGCCCAGGCUGCUGGGUAGUCUACUGGUGGUGUCUCCCUACCUGCUGGUGACCGUCGUACUGCUGCUGAAAUGCAACAGACGCAAGGGCUCAAGGUGAGCGUUUUUUUGAAGGAGAGCGAGGCUGGGCUAUCACCUGGUCACCGUGACAACACUGGUCACCGCGGUCACCUGGUCACCGUGACAACACUCAGAAUGGAACACCCGUCAUUCUAAUUCUGGAACCUGUGAUUUACACCCAAAACAUUUCUUUCUUCUACUGGUCCAUAAUAGUGGCAAUUUUAUUUUAAAAAUAAAAAAAUACGAUUUAUUAAUAACUGCUUUGAUAUA
This is a messenger RNA of Salmo salar (Atlantic salmon), 1833 nucleotides long. RefSeq names its product Fc receptor-like protein 5. The record is from RefSeq and is a predicted model, not a curated record. Gene Ontology annotation, cellular component: external side of plasma membrane. Gene Ontology annotation, biological process: cell surface receptor signaling pathway; immune response. Gene Ontology annotation, molecular function: transmembrane signaling receptor activity. NCBI's taxonomy places the organism in Eukaryota, Metazoa, Chordata, Actinopteri, Salmoniformes, Salmonidae.